AGCUUAUAGAAUUAAGCUGUUUUCUUUUCCUUCCUAUUCUUUGUUGGGGUGUGGUUCCCAAUGAAGAUUUUUACUCUCUGUCAAGAAGCACUUUUGCAGAAGUGCUUCUUGUUGUCUUUGCUUUUUGUGAGCUUUUGUUAUGCUGAACAUAAGACAGUUGAGGUAGUAGGGGUUGGAGAAUGUACUGACUGUGCUAAAAAUAGCAUUAAGACUAGCCAGGCCUUUUCAGGUCUUCAUGUGACAAUUGACUGCAAGCCAGCAAAUGGGCACUUCAAAACAAGAGGGUUUGGGGAGCUCAACGAAGAGGGAAAGUUCAUAGUGUCCCUUCCCAAAGAGAUUGUAAAAGAAGGAGAUGAUGAACUAAAAGAGGAAUGUUAUGCCCAACUUCACAGUGCAUUGGCUGCACCUUGUGCUGCCCAUGAUGGCCUAGAAUCUUCCAAGAUAGUCUUCAAGUCCAGGACUAGUGAAGGAAAACAAACCUUUGGAGUGGCUGGUGGCAAACUUAAAUUCUCACCAGUAACAUGCACUUCUGCCUUCCUUUGGUCUCACCCGCUUCCCAAAUUGCCACCUUUAAUUUUGCCUCCAUUUCCCAAACCACACCCACUCUUUGGACACCCAUUCCCACCCAAGGUCUUCCCUCCUAAAGUCUUCCCUCCAAAAGUACCAAUCUUUAAGAAGCCUCUUCCCCCACCAGUUCCAAUUUACAAGCCUCUUCCUCCACCAGUUCCAAUCUACAAGAAGCCUCUUCCUCCACCAGUUCCAGUUUACAAGAAGCCUUUGCCUCCUCCAGUGCCAAUCUACAAGAAACCACUUCCACCAAAACCACCAAAGAAAGUUUGUCCACCAGUUCCUGUGUUCAAAAAGCCACUUCCACCACCAGUCCCUAUAUACAAAAAGCCACUUCCACCACCAGUCCCCAUAUACAAAAAGCCACUUCCACCACCAAUCCCCAUAUACAAGCCACUUCCCCCACCAGUCCCAACUUUCCAAAAGCCACUUCCACCUCCCAUCCCAUUUUACAAGCCAAAGCCACAUCCAUUCUUUAAGCCUCUCCCUCCGUUGCCAAAGAUUCCACCAUUCUUCAAGAAACCCCCACUCCCACCACUCACUCCUAAACACCCUCUUCUUCGCAAGCUUCCUCCUAUCCCCAAAAUCCACCCAAAAUAUUACCCCCACCCAAAGCCCAAGUUUCCUCAUAUUCCCAAAAUCCACCCAAAAUAUUACCCCCACCCAAAGCCCAAGUUUCCUCAUAUUCCCAAAAUCCACCCAAAAUAUUACCCCCACCCAAAGCCCAAGUUUCCUCAUAUUCCCAAAAUCCACCCAAAAUAUUACCCCCACCCAAAGCCCAAGUUUCCUCAUAUUCCCAAAAUCCACCCAAAAUACUUCCCCCACCCAAAGAUUGGCAAGUUACCACCCCUGCCACCUCUGGUUCCUCAAUAUCCUUAGGCUGUUGCAGACUUGCAGUACUAUUUUUUUCAGUUGUAAGUAGGAUCAUGGAUGUUGUGUGGUGAAAAUAAGUUAAACCUUCAAGCCUUAUAGAGAUGCCAAGAUCAGAGAGAGAACUCAGAGAGUGGAACUGAAACAUUGUUUCCCUUGUUCUAUUUAUUUAUGAAAUCGACUUGUGUGGUAA
This is a messenger RNA of Prunus mume (Japanese apricot), 1630 nucleotides long. Lineage: Eukaryota; Viridiplantae; Streptophyta; Magnoliopsida; Rosales; Rosaceae. The record is from RefSeq and is a predicted model, not a curated record.